GUUGAGAGGCGACUAGUGGAAGGCGAUGUUGAGAUCUGACUGGUUAGUAGACUUGUCAAUGACACGAAUGGCAACAUUGUUUCCGCUGACAGGAAGGGAGAACGAAGCUCUGCUAGGAAGUUAGACACCAAAUGAGAGUGAAAUGACCCAGUUUAUGGGCGUUUGGUGAGGGUGAUUUCCAUUUAAAUUGGAGAGAGACCACGCUUGAUGUGAAAAAUAGAAUCUAUUGAGAACCGAACACGAACGGUGUUUCAUCCCCAGUUGAAAUUUAGAGUCGGAAGUGUUUGAUGUCCAUGGCUAUGUAUGAUGAAGAUAUUUCAAGAAACCCCUUCUAUUUAGCACUUCAGAAGCAGAAACCUGAUGUAUUCAACCAUGUAGCAGAAUUGCACGGGAUUGUAUUGGUGCCAUGCAGAGGCAGUUUAUCACAAGGCAGCCUUGCUGCUGCCCACUUUGAGUCUUACAUCUUACAGCCAGUGGACGACACCGGUCUUAGUUACCGAACAUUAAAUGGAAAGGAAGUAUCCAUCAGAGGAAACGUUGUUAGUCUGGGUGUUGGAUUUAGCUCACCGUGUGCAAUAAGAAUCCUUUUUGAAGAAACUUUUUACACUGAGAAAGAACAAAGUUUCAGUAUCUUAUGUAUUGCCCGACCAUUGGAAAAGGGUUCCAGUGCAGAUGAAAAUCCAUCUCCUGUAGAUUCCUACUGUCUGAAAAAUUUUGAGGAUGCUAAAGAGUUUUUGGGUCGACAGUUAUCCAAAGUUGAUAAGUACAUUGAGUCUUUCCGAAUGUCUUUUAAGGAGCUGGAAAUGAAAAGUCUGCGGCAUCAUAUAGAUGAAGUUAAUGCACUCUAUACAAAAUGUCUUCAGUACCUUCUGAGAGAUUCACGAUUAAAAAUACUGAUCAAGCAGGAGGUGCAAAUGGCAUUGCUGAAGCAAGCUGUUGAAAUGUAUGUACUUCAUGGUAUCCAUGAUCAAAUAUUCAAAAGUGUGGGGACUAUAGAGGCCAGUCAGGAUGCUGCCUUUAAUAAAACAACCCGAGGUUUGCAAGACCUUCAGCUAAAAGAUUUGGGAAUCCAGUCACAAUUCAGUAUUAAUAUACCUCGUGCCAAACGGGAGUUGAGUCAGCUGAACCAGUGUACUAGCCCACAGCUUAAACUGAUCUGCUUACGAAAUGUGAUCCAUGCGAUCAUGCAAUCACCAAGCCAACGAGUUAAUUUGCAUUCUAUGUCUGCUGAUGAUCUGCUGCCUGUUCUGCUUUAUCUACUGGUCAAAACUGAAAUUCCUAACUGGAUGGCCAAUCUCAGUUAUAUCAAGAAUUUUAGGUUUUGCAGUGCAGUCAAGGAUGAACUGGGGUAUUGUCUAACUUCUUUCGAAGCUGCAGUAGAGUAUAUUCAUCAGGGCAACUUGACUCUUGGUCAACCUGGAUCGGGAGACCUAAAUGACAAAGUAUUUUUUAGAGAGAGGAUGAAUUUGCUGUCUCAUUUGUCUGCAACUCCAAUUGAUUUCUUGUUUGAGCAUAUUGCAGCUGGUAAUCAGGCAGAAGUGGAAGCAUUGUUAAGUCAAGGUGAAGCUGACGAGGACAGUGUUCAAAAGAUGUGCCAUCCUCUCUGUUUUUGUGAUAGGUGUGAGAAACUUGUGUCAGGACGGUUGAAUGACCCAUCUAUUGUCACACCAUGUUCUAGAGAUGACCGGGGUUAUACACCAUUGCAUGUAGCUGCUUUCUGUGGCCAAGCAUCAUUGAUUGACCUAUUAGUUGAAAAGGGAAGCGCAGUUAAUGCUACAGAUUAUCAUGGGUCCACCCCACUUCACCUGUGCUGUCAGAAAGGGUAUCAAAAUGUGACUUUGCUUCUUCUGGACUACAAGGCUAGCACUGAAGCACAAGAUAAUAAUGGCAAUACUCCACUUCAUUUGGCUUGCAUGCAUGGUCAUGAAGAUUGUGUCAAAGCUCUAGUGUAUUACCAUUUAAAUACCUGCAAAUUAAACAUGACAAAUGACAAAGGUGAUACACCUCUCCACAUUGCUGCGCGAUGGGGUUAUGAUGGCAUCAUUCAGGUGUUGCUGGAGAAUGGUGCUAGUAAUGAAAUUCAGAACAAAAUGAAAGAAACACCUUUACAAUGUGCACUUAAUUCUAAGAUUUUAGAUUUGCUGGAAAUUACCUACUUUGACAAUGACCGGCGACAGAGCAUGCCAGAGUCGGUUGAUAGAUCAACUCAGCCUUCCACUGAUGCUGGUAGUCAGAAAUCAUUUCUUUCAACGGUCUCCUCCAUAUCAGUUGAAACAAAGGCUGAAGAAGAGAAAGGCAAAUAUAAAGAGGUGGAAAAAUUAUUGCGUGCUGUAGCUGAUGGAGAUGUAGAAAUGGUUCGAUAUCUAUUAGAAUGGAUGGAUGAAGAUCCGGAGGAAGAGGAAGGCCUUGUGUUGAAAUCAGAAUUCUGUCAUCCUUUGUGUCAGUGUCCAAAGUGUGAGCCAGCACAAAAGAAACUUUCCAGUAUUACUAUCAAUGGUCUGAGUGUGAAUUCUGCCAAUCAAGAUGGUUUUACUCCAUUACACGUGGCUGCUCUACACGGGCACUUUGACCUGGUCUCACUUCUUCUGCGCCAUGGUGCCAACGUCAAUAUGAAAAAUUCCCAUAAUGCAACACCACUUCACUUGGCUUGCCAACACAAUGACCUCCAGAUAGUUCAAUACUUGCUGAAUUAUAAUGCAAAAUUAAAUAAGAAGGAUUUGUAUGGUAAUACGUCAUUGCUGCAUGCCUGCCUUCAAGGACAUCUGGAAAUUGCUGAGUUGUUGCUGGAGCAUGGUGCCUAUGUUAAUCUUGCCAACAACCAAGGAAAUACUGCUUUGCAUGAGGCUGUAAAGGGAAAACAUGGAGCGCUGGUGAAUCUACUUUUGUGCAAUGGAGCCUUGGUCAAUUUGCGAAAUAAACAGCAGUGUACACCAGUCGAUUGUGCUGAGGAAGUCUGUGGGAAGAAUGUAGAGAUUUUGAAAAUUCUGGAAACAGUAUCUGCUCAAGUAACUGACGAAGAUGAUGUGUUCAGACUAAAUGCUACCCAGACAUCAACGUCUGCUGCUAUUAGAAAGAAAUCUGAUGCAUUUGUUACGAAGCCAGAUGCAAUUGAUGAACUCACUGAUAAAAGGAUCCAGCUUGUGCAAUCUAUUCAUAAAUUUAACAGGUCUGAGAAUUUAAAGAAGACUGUUACAAGAGACAAAAGCAGCCCUGAAUUUGAUGAACUCUUAAUCCAUCAGCUGGCAAUCAAGUCCUUUGACAAAAGAAAAUUGAAACAAACUGAAACAAAGGAUCACAGUGCACCAUCAUUUUUUAAUUAUGCUGUUGAUCUUAAAGCUGAGAAAGAAGAGCUAAUUGCAGCAAAUCAUACAGAGACUAAUUAUCAAGGCAAGAGGGACACAGAUUUUAUUAACUGUUUACCCAGUAAAUUGAAUGAUGUAAAUGGAAACACCGAAUUUGUGGGAAUGUGUGGACAACUUUGUAAUCAUUCACAAGAUUCACCAGAUUUGGAGACAGUUAAUACUGCAAAAGUAGGCAACCACAAAGAUAUUGAUGAAUUUUGAACCAAAACUGUGCAUAAAGGAGCUGCUAAUCUAAAUGCCUCCAAGUAGGUACCUCACAUAUUGUAUGUACACAUAAAAGGACUGCAGUGAUCACCACCUCCUUCAGCUGGAGAACUGAUCUACUAAAACUGAAAUCUUGGAUAAAAAUUGUCACCGUGUAAGAAGAUCACUUCCACCAUGCAGUCACAAAGGAGAAAGCACUUAACUCUAUGGAUAAAUGUAUUGCAGUAGCAAUAUUUUACUUUGCACAUAUGUAGGGAUAUGGAGC
Molecule: messenger RNA, 3831 nt
Organism: Rhincodon typus (whale shark)
Lineage: Eukaryota; Metazoa; Chordata; Chondrichthyes; Orectolobiformes; Rhincodontidae
Gene: ankrd27
Product: ankyrin repeat domain 27 (VPS9 domain)
Exons: 30
Coding region: 288-3563 (1091 amino acids)
Biological process (GO): neuron projection morphogenesis; early endosome to late endosome transport
Cellular component (GO): neuron projection; late endosome; transport vesicle
Molecular function (GO): guanyl-nucleotide exchange factor activity; SNARE binding
Source: RefSeq, a predicted model, not a curated record